Messenger RNA from Bubalus bubalis (water buffalo), 1261 nucleotides. Its product is annotated as seminal plasma protein BSP-30 kDa. The record is from RefSeq and is a predicted model, not a curated record. Lineage: Eukaryota; Metazoa; Chordata; Mammalia; Artiodactyla; Bovidae. The transcript has 6 exons. Gene Ontology annotation, molecular function: heparin binding. Bases 1 to 552 code for a protein of 183 amino acids. Gene Ontology annotation, cellular component: cell surface.
AUGGCACCGAGUUUGGGGCUCUUUCUGAUUUGGGCUGGUGCAUCUGUGUUUCAACAGCUGCACCCUGUGAAUGCAGGGGAUCUUCCCGACCCAGGGAGCAAACCCACGCAUCCUGGAAUGGCAGAUGAGCUGCCGACGGAGACAUACGACCUUCCUCCUGAAAUUUACACUACUACAUUUUUGCCUCGCACCAUUUAUCCUCAAGAGGAGAUACUGUAUGACGACAAACCUUUUCCCAGCUUGUUUAGCAAAGCCAACCAUCUUAAUGCAGUUCUUGAAGGUCCUGCAUGUGCUUUCCCAUUCACCUAUAAAGGCAAAAAGUAUUAUAUGUGCACGCGCAAAAAUUCCAUAUUACUGUGGUGUUCCCUCGAUACAGAAUAUCAAGGAAACUGGAAAUUCUGUACUGAGAAAGACGAGCCCGAAUGUGUCUUCCCCUUUAUCUAUCGCAAGAAAUACUAUGAAAGUUGCACAAGGGUGUAUAGUUUUUUCUGGAGGAGUUGGUGCUCACUCACUUCAAACUAUGACCGGGAUAAAGCUUGGAAGUAUUGCUAGCAAAAAAAAAAAAAAAAAAAAAGGUGAGUGUGUUCUGGGGAGGAUGGGAAGAGACGGGGUAAGCAGGGAAGAGACAGAGCUGGAUUAAGAGGUGGAGUCAGAUGCUGCAGUGAGAUGGAGGGAGGAGGCAGGUGCAGAGAUGGGAUGAGGGAGAAAGAUGCAGGAGGAAGAGUGAGGAGCAGAGUUUCAUGAGGAGAAGCAUGCAGAGAGGAUGAAGAGGAGAAAGGGGACAAAAGAUGGAAACAGAGGGAGAGACAAAGCCAAACUGCAAACAAUGGAGAGAGGAGAGUCCCACAGGGAAGGAGAAAGAGAGUUUGCAGGAUGACAAAUGGAAGGAGGAGGAUCUGGGGAGGAUCAGUGCCAAGACGAGGUGGAAGAGAAGGUGAGAGGGGGCGGAGACAGGACAACAUAAUCUUGGAGCAGGCAUGAGACAGCAGGAAUUGAGAUAGAAAGAGCAGAGAGCAAAGGAGAAAUAGACCUUUGCCCUCCAUGGGACUGACUGAGAAACAAAACUGACUCAUUAACCUUGACCCCAAAGCUAUGUUCAGUCACUGUCCAGUGCAUCCACCCUUGGCCAUGGAUGCAAUCCAGCCUUUGAAACCUCAGUGAAGAAAAUCAAGAACUCUCAAGCAUGAAGGUGAUGCUCUGAAUGACAGAGGUGAAAUCCUUUCUCAGCAUCUCCACCAUGUUCCCCCUGGGCAUAAGUCCA